UGAACAUUUAAAACCGCUCGUUUGCACAAAAUUGACACAUCAAAGUUAAAGCAAAAUAAAUAAUUAUGUUAUGUGUCGACCAUUUGAGGUGUACCGUUCUCAUUUUUUUGACAAUGAUUUUCUCUGGUAAGUAAUCUUUAUUUACCUACUUGUGCUUAUAGUUGAAUUGAUAUCACACUAAAAACGUUUUCUAAAUUAGCACAAGAAAUAAUGUUGAGAGCAGAAAAUGUGAAUGGACCAUUACAAAACUUAAAUGCAUAUAAUUCAGUUACCUUACUACCAAAUAGAAGUGUUUGCGGACUAUUAUCUGAAGAAGAAAGAAUUUAUGGCGGUGAAAAUACUACUAUUAAUGAAUUUCCGUGGCUCGCGAGAGUAAAAUGUGUGACGGACAGUGGUAGGGAAGUUUAUGCAUGCGCGGGUUCAUUAAUUACUCAAAAUUAUGUCUUAACAGCAGCUCAUUGUCUCGUCAACUUAACAGCAAAAGAAGUAAGACUAGGGGAUUGGAACACAGAAACGGAAACUGAUUGCCAGGGUAGAGUUUGUAGUGAUCCUGUUGUUGACGUCUCAGUAAGCCAGGUAAAGAUUUUCCCAGAAUAUAGGAAAUCUGACCUCUUUAAAGGUGACGUAGCGUUACUGCGACUUCAAAAACCAAUUUAUUAUAGCGAUUUUGUUCGGCCAAUAUGUUUACCUAUAACAGACGAUACCAUCAGACAGGAUAAUUCUUCCGAAAGCGUUUAUUGGACUGCUGGUUGGGGGAAAACUGAAAAAAGCGAUUGUCGCAAUAAAGUGCGAUCAAUUACUGAUGAAACUGCACCAUUUGUUAUUUGCGCUGGUGGUGUGGCUGGCAAAGAUACCUGUGUGGGUGAUUCAGGGGGAUCACUAGUCAAACAAAUGACAAUAAAUGGAACUACAAACUGGUUUCUUGUUGGAGUUACUAGUCAUGGAAACAAGUACUGUGGUAAAGAAGGAAUACCAGGACUCUAUGCUAGAAUAACUCCUCUUCUCCAUUGGAUUCUAAACAACAUAGAGGAUUGA
Messenger RNA from Diatraea saccharalis (sugarcane borer), 1035 nucleotides. NCBI's taxonomy places the organism in Eukaryota, Metazoa, Arthropoda, Insecta, Lepidoptera, Crambidae. The record is from the annotation of a GenBank genome assembly.